GGUCCGUGCCCUCCGCGGGGUUUCUGCACCGUCAUGUGACCUCGCGGCCUGAGCUCUUGUCGGUCGGUUGGGUCCGAUGCCAUUUUGCUGCUUCCUUUGCAUAUCUCGUUAAUAUUCUCUCUUGACUCCCUUUAGCUGCGGCGUCGGGCAACGCUUGUGCCCUGUUCGCAUACAGCCUGCUACUUUACCUCUCCUGUUUUGUGUGUUUCUUGUUUAUCUUGCCCGUUUGUGCCAUUUUCACAAAAUCGAUCUGUGCGGCGGCGUUUCUUGGGAUAGAGGGAGGUAAACCGGCAUCAUGGCGCGAGUCUAUGCAGAUGUGAAUCAGCAAAUGCCCAAGUCCUAUUGGGACUAUGACAGUGUAAACAUAUCCUGGGGUGUGUUGGAGAACUAUGAGGUUGUGAGGAAAAUUGGGCGCGGGAAAUACUCGGAGGUUUUCGAGGGGAUAAAUGUGGUAAAUUACCAAAAAUGCGUCAUCAAAGUGCUAAAGCCGGUGAAGAAGAAGAAGAUCAAGAGAGAGAUCAAGAUCCUGCAGAAUCUGUCUGGUGGGCCCAAUGUCAUACCUCUAUUAGAUGUCGUCCGCGACAGCCAGAGCAAAACCCCUAGCUUGGUUUUCGAAUACGUCAACAACACCGACUUUCGAACGUUAUACCCUCGAUUUGUCGAUUACGACGUGAGGUACUAUAUCUUUGAGCUAUUGAAGGCUCUGGACUUUUGCCACAGCAAGGGCAUAAUGCAUCGAGAUGUGAAGCCCCACAACGUCAUGAUAGAUCACGAACGUCGAAAACUUCGGCUCAUAGACUGGGGUUUGGCUGAGUUCUACCAUCAGGGAAUGGAAUAUAAUGUCCGCGUCGCAUCGAGAUAUUUCAAAGGACCCGAACUGCUCGUAGAUUUUCAGGAAUACGAUUAUUCGCUCGACAUGUGGUCAUUAGGGGCUAUGUUUGCGUCGAUGAUAUUCCGAAAAGAGCCUUUCUUCCAUGGCAACAGCAACUCAGACCAAUUGGUCAAAAUCGCAAAAGUCUUGGGUACCGAUGAGCUAUUCGAAUACCUCGACAAGUAUGACAUAGAGCUUGAUCCUCAGUACGACGAAAUUCUUUCGCGCUUCCCCAAAAAGAGCUGGCAUUCUUUUGUCAAUGCCGAAAAUCAGAGAUUUGUCAGCCCUGAAGCUAUAGAUUUCCUGGAUAAAUUGCUCAGAUAUGACCACGCUGAUCGGCUCACUGCCCAAGAGGCCAUGGCACACCCUUACUUCGCUCCUGUCCGAGCUGCCGCAACCCAAGCCCUCCAGAAUAGCGGAACUCCUACUCACGCUUGAUUCAUCUCUCAGUGACUGGCCCGGAUGCCCAUUCAUUCAACAUUUUCCGUUACUAUUUUUAAAGCCUGUAUCUGGCUUCCGAUUUUCAUAUUACGCAUCUCUCUCACCUUAUUCUCGUACGAAAGAAACCUGUCCUGGAAAGUGGAGCAUUUAGCAAUAGGUUUAUGGCACGUCGUGACGUUACUUACGGACCUUCCAACAUGACCAUUCAAGGAGUAUAUGAUGAAGAAUUACUUUACGAACAUUGUCAUCUUGAAUUUGUUGCAUUCUUUCGCCUCUUUUCCUUUACCUUCUUCCUUUUUUAUUCAAGUGGGUCUGUUGGAUGCCUUUGCCAUUUUUUAUUCUUCUUCCUUAUUUUUCGUUCCGGUUUCCUUUCGCCUUUUAAUGUAUAACGCGUAGAGAAUCAAUAUGGUUUAUUUUAUCUCUAUCAUCCUUUCCCGUCUGACGUAUUCUUUUGUAGCCUGUUUCAUUCAUUAAGAGUUAGCAGGUCAUAUACUCCGUAGAUUUUGUCCACUAUAAGACCCUGUGCACGUGACUCAACCAGACUUUUGACUCAUCCUAAAAAUCAUCUGGAGUCCGCAGAAAAACAGUUCAG
This is a messenger RNA of Blastomyces dermatitidis ER-3, 1904 nucleotides long. Its product is annotated as CMGC/CK2 protein kinase. The record is from RefSeq and is a predicted model, not a curated record. Gene Ontology annotation, molecular function: ATP binding; protein serine/threonine kinase activity. The transcript is spliced from 4 exons. Gene Ontology annotation, biological process: regulation of transcription by RNA polymerase I; DNA damage response; protein phosphorylation. Lineage: Eukaryota; Fungi; Ascomycota; Eurotiomycetes; Onygenales; Ajellomycetaceae. Gene Ontology annotation, cellular component: nucleus; protein kinase CK2 complex; cytosol. The coding region runs from base 296 to 1309 and encodes 337 amino acids.